This is a messenger RNA of Durio zibethinus, 1035 nucleotides long. RefSeq lists its product as uncharacterized. The record is from RefSeq and is a predicted model, not a curated record. Lineage: Eukaryota; Viridiplantae; Streptophyta; Magnoliopsida; Malvales; Malvaceae. Gene Ontology annotation, molecular function: RNA binding.
AAAUACACACGGCCACGUUAGCCUUCUCUUCGCAAAAAACUACUCUCAAACUCCAACCCCUUCGCAGCCCCUCUGUUUCGCCAGAAAAAUGGAUCGGUACCAGAAGGUGGAGAAGCCAAAGGCUGAGACACCGAUAAACGAGAAUGAACUGAGGAUUACAGCUCAAGGAAGAAUGAGGAAUUACAUUUCUUACGCCAUGACUCUGCUUCAGGAGAAAGGUGCCAAUGAGAUUGUGCUUAAAGCCACUGGCAGAGCUAUCAACAAGACUGUCAUGAUUGCUGAAUUAAUUAAGAGGAGGAUUGGUGGUCUUCAUCAGAAUACAUCAACUGGAUCAAUAGACAUUACUGACACAUGGGAACCACUAGAAGAAGGACUUCUUCCCCUAGAAACCACUCGCCAUGUUUCAAUAAUCGCGAUUACUUUGUCUAAAAAAGAGCUGGAUUCAUCUUCAAUAGGAUAUCAACCUCCAAUCCCAGCUGAUCAAGUGAAGCCGUCAACUGAGUUUGAGGACAAUGAAGGAGGCAAUAUCAAUGGUGGCACGUUGGAGCAAAGGAAUGGAGGAUGGGAUGGUGGACGAGGUUCUGGAGGCAGAGGUUGGGGUCGUGGGAGGGGAUGGGGUUUCCGAGGGCGUGGAAGAGGGUAUGGUGGUGGAAAUAUGCAGCGGGACUCAGGAUAUUACAAUGGUAAUGGUCCAUCAGGACCGUUGCCUGGCCAGGGUCGUGGUCGUGGACGUGGGAGGGGAAGAGGGACGUGGUCGUGGUCAAGGUUUCAAAUCUGAUGGUCCAUUACCGCAAUCUGCUUGACCAUCUGCAGAACUACGGCUUUAGAUUGAAACAAACCAGUGGAUGGCCCGCUAUAUUCUUUUGUCAGUUAGUACAAAUGUCCUUUAGACAUUAUUUAAUUCGAAAAUUGAGUUGUAGGGUACAUUAUAUAUUGGUUUUCCAGGCCGCAAUUUUUGUAGGAAAGUCGUAGGAUAUUUUAUCCCGCUCUGCCAUGUUGUACAAUUUUUAGGAUAUUAUUUUUUUUUGGUUUUUA